This is a messenger RNA of Volvox carteri f. nagariensis, 4243 nucleotides long. RefSeq lists its product as uncharacterized. The transcript is spliced from 4 exons. NCBI's taxonomy places the organism in Eukaryota, Viridiplantae, Chlorophyta, Chlorophyceae, Chlamydomonadales, Volvocaceae. The record is from RefSeq and is a predicted model, not a curated record. The coding region runs from base 1 to 3477 and encodes 1158 amino acids.
AUGCAAGCUGUGAGCCCGUCCGAGUCAUCAUGGGACACAGCCCGCCCCAUCGUCGCCACCGCGGCGAGCAUGGCGACGUCGACAACAACAACGGCGGUGACGACGGCGAUCCAAGUGGCCGAAGUUCAGGACGAGGACCAGGGUGAAGGCACGCUCGAUCUUGACAAGGGCCCUAACUCCGGGUCCGACUCCAGUCUUCCCAGCCCCAAUCUUUUAAAAGGCAACCCCGACCGCAGCCAAAAUUACCUUGGCAUCAAUGACCUCCGACCCGACCCUGAGACCCGGCACGACACGUACUUGGAUUUCAACCGUGGCCUUGACUAUGACUUCUGCAUGGAGGUGGAUGCAGAGGACGGGGAGGAGGGGGCUAAAGAGGAGCUGGGGGGUGCGGUAGAGGUAGAGGUAGAGGUAGAGGUAGACGGGGAAAAGGACGAGGAUGUUCGCGAGGACGGCAAUGACUGCAUGGAGAGUGAAGAGGAGGUGUGUAGGAAGGAGGAGACAGCGAAGAUGCAGGAGCGGCGGGUUGCGGAACUCUGGCAGGAGGUGCUGGCGAUCCUUAAUGGGGAGGCGCAAAGGGCCUUACUUCCGAACGAUGCUGAGGCUGAGGUUGUGGGGGGGGAGGUGGAUAAUGCCGUGAAGGUGAAGGACGAGGAGAGGGAAGGUAAGUGCGGGAGGAUGGAAGGGGCCCUGACGGAUAAGGUGACGGAUGAGGUGGGAGACAUGGAGGCUGGGAAGGCACAGGCGGAGGUUACCGAUGGGGUGGAGAAGGAUGAGGAACGGGAAGACGAAGACGAGGAGGAGGAAGAGGAGAAAGAGGAAAAAGAGGGGGAAGAGGAAAAAGAGGGGGAAGAGGGGGAGCAGGAGAAGGAAGAAGCCGAGGAGGCGGGCGAGUGGAAGGACAUGGAGGGGAAGGGUGAAGUGAAGACGGUGAUACUCAGCUGCGUAAUUGGAAUGGCGGAGGAGGGAGCAGAGGAGGAGGGAGCAGAGGAGGAGGGAGCAGAGGAGGAGGGAGCGGAGGGGGAGCCCGGCACGAAGGACUUAGCUUCAGGGGCAUCAUCACGCAGCCAAAGCAUCGACGUGAUAAGGGUCAACAACGGUGACAUUAAUGGCGGCAGCGGUGACAGCUGCGGCGAUAAUGACUCGGGAAGCGCCACUUCGCUCCGCGAAGUUGGAACGCCGUUCCUGCCGUACAACCCAACAGUACAACAGCAGCUGGCGGCAACGCAUAACUGCUCUGCUAGCAGUCAAGCUCAGGAGCCGCGGCAGGAUACGGAUACUGACAGGAACAAUACACCCUCAGAGGAACCCCCAUCGUCCGUCGUCGCCAUCAUUAGCGGCGGUACCUCGUCCCCAUCAACGGGUUCCAUGGCCUCAAUCUCCUGCCCCGCACGGAGCUGCACGGCAGUACGGCAGCCGCAGGGGACUCUUAAGGGCUCGCCGACGCUGGCGCCGGCGUGGGCGCAGGCUCCAAUAGGCUCAGGCACUGACGGCGUCAAUCGCGGAGCCAAGCUGUCCGGUAGCUUUUCCAGGCUGUGGAUGGAGCUGGAGGCAGAGCGUGAGGAGGCGCGAAAAGCGCGCGUCGCAGAGGAAGCUGCAGCUCGAGAGCUCGCUGAGCUUCGAAGCCUCCUAGCGGAGGAGAGGCGACAGGCACGUGAGGCCGUGGACGCCUCCAGACAGCAAGUAAGCGAGCUGCAAGCCCGGUUAGGGGCUGCGGAGGCGGAGUCACGGCUAGCGGCAGAGGCUGCAGCUGUGGAGAUUGAGGGGCUGGGGACAAAGUUGGCGGCUGCGAUCAGGGAUAAGGAGAAGCAGAGAUUGUACUUGGGGGGAGCCCUGGCUGAGAUUGCAGCACGUCAGGGGGUCGUGGCAGCGAUUCGGGAAAAGGAAAAGCUGCAGGCGCAGCUGGUGGAGGCAGCGGAGGUGGCAGCGGAGGAAAUGAAAGAGCUACAAGCGCAAUUAGCUGCGGCAGAAACCGCCGCGGAAGAGGCGGCAGAGGCGGCAGCUAAGGAGAAGGAAGAGCUGGAGGCACAACUAGCUGCGGCGGUGAAGGCCGCCCGCGAUGCCGUAGAGACCGCAAGUGCAGCAACUAAGGCAAAGGCGGACCUGCAGGCGCAGAUGGCAGCAGCGGUGGAUGCGGCGCGUGGGGCAGUACUGGCAGCGGCUGGGGAACAGGAGGCGCUGCGAGCACGGCUAGCCGCGGCGGAGGUGGCGGCGCGCGAUGCAUCGAAUGUCACCGCGCAGGAAAUUCAAGGUCUGCGCCGUCAGCUGGCGGCAGUGGAGCAGUUGUUAGCUAAUGCACGCGAGGAAGCUGCUGCCGCUGCAGCCGCCGCCGCCGCGGCCGCCACCCUCAAUGACGAUCUCCAUCUGCGGCUGGCGGCAGCGAAGCAGCUGGCACGCGGAGCCCUGGAGCAAGCAAACGCUGCCGAUGAGGAGAACGAGAACCUUCGCCGCCAGCUUGCAGCGGCGCUAGCGACAGCAGAAGCGGCCAAGGCGGAACAAAAAAAGGCACACAGCAACAGCGAUGCUGGAGCCACAACGUCGCCUCAUUCGCCUCGCCUCGCGGACAUGCUCGAGUCGAUCCGCGAGCAGCUGUGCAGCCUAGCAGUGCGAGCCGCCACCCAAGCCGCCCUGAACCUGCAGGCGGCUCCUCGGGGUGGCUCACAUGCCGUGGAGGCAGCUACAGCCGAAACAAACCGCCUGCGGCGGGAGCUACAGGGCGCCCGGCGAACGGCAUCUCAAAUGGUGGCGCAGGUGGCUAGGCUGCAGGGCAAUCUUGAAUCGGCGAUGUUGGCGUCAAGGAACGCGCGAUUAGCGACGGAUGAGUCCCGGAUGGCGGCGGCAGGGGGGCGGCUGGCGGCGUCUGAGGUCACGGACCUGCUGAGAUCCUCCAGGGAGGGUCGCUCCGGCAGGCUGGGGUCGGGACAGGCUCGGGCAACUGCUGUGGAGAAGGCGUCAGGAGGCGGACCUGAGGAGAUGAGGGAACUGGCAGGCGCAUGGUCAGUCCGGUCAGCGGUGGCAUCGACAGGUGUGAUGGCGCAGCAGCUGACGAAGGAGGCAAGUGGGGGGACUGGGGGCCGCAGCCGAGCCGGGAGCUGCUUGCUCGAGGACAGCUUUGCCUCUGGGGCGUUUGAAGGACCACCGCGGAGGCCGGAGGUUGGAGUGGACGAGCGGCUAACCCCGGGAAGUACCCAGCGCCGGCCGUCGUCGAAUUCAGUGAUGUACCCUCACAGCGCCCGCCACACUCCUCUAGCAGGCGACCCCUAUCCCCCUGGCCUCGCCACCGCCGGAGGUGAAGGAAGGGUGCGACUGUCUACAUCAGCAGCAGCAGUGGCAGCAAAGGUGUAUCCCUCGAGCAGGAGUGGAGUUGCCGCAGGCUCUGCUGCCACAACCGACCCCGCCGCGCCGCACGCCAGCUUCUCCGUACAUGCGUAUGGCUACGGCACAACGAAGAGUGCCACUAUCACAGCGCAUUUCUCCUGAGAUAAUGCAAAUCUUCCCUGCCACGGCGACAUUAAGUUAGGCCGCCUAAAGCCAUAAUCGUUUUCGCACGCUAAGACUUGAUGCAUUUCCAUACACGCGACAUAAGUUUUCUUCACCACCAUCAUCACCCACAUUGCCACUCCACAUCAAUUACUUAGAUCACAUUCACAUCAACACAAUCGCGCGAUCAUUUUUAUCCGCAAACUACGUAUUCAAUUUUUAGUGUAGGUGAUAGAGCACAUGCCAGCUCCCCCCACCCACCGCUGUGUUUAAAAGCGAUAGGCCAGCCAGCAACAAAUUCUCGGCUUGUUUUCGGCACCCAAUCUUGCGCAAUCGUAAAUGAUCCGCAACCUGUUUGGCGACAUACCUAUCUCGUAUGGUACAUAUAUACAUGCAAGGCACACACGACAUAUCUUCCCCCAUGCACAUGCAACGCCCUAUUGACAUGGUCAGCUCGAUUAAAAGGUGUGUUAAAAAACUCUACCAACUGACAAGCUCACACAACAUCACAUAUGUGCGUGUGUGUUACAUGGUUGGGGGUGCGUGACCCCAUACCUGUAAGACUACCCAUACGAGCCGAAGGCCCAAGGGAUUCACAUCACAUAUGCACAAGCUCCCACCCGCAUAACUAUCGGAUCCCAGCUGCCGCACUCGCCGCGCUCCAUAAAACUUGAUUUCAUACAUAUACUUGCAUAUACUUCAAAAAAAAAAGCCAUGUCACUUCUUAAAUGGAUUCUCAUCCAUUUAUGUACAUUUAUGUACUUAA